Entamoeba dispar SAW760 is the source of this 615-nucleotide messenger RNA. RefSeq lists its product as uncharacterized. The record is from RefSeq and is a predicted model, not a curated record. The coding region runs from base 1 to 615 and encodes 204 amino acids. The transcript has a single exon. Lineage: Eukaryota; Evosea; Mastigamoebida; Endamoebidae.
AUGUCGAUACAAUCCAUUUCUACUUCUUUAGAAAAUCCAAGGGCUCGAAGGAUUGCAAGUGAACAUGCCUUUAAGAAUAGUUUUUGUUUUGAACAAGGAGUCUUAUUAUAUUUAUUAAACCAAUAUUAUGAUUUAGUUAUUAAGAGACAACCAAAACGUUCAACCCUUACUUUAUCAUGUCCCCAUGUUGAGUCUAUUCAAAUUGAAAAUGAAAUUUUAGAUAUUGAUCAUUUUGCAGAAGGGCAAUGUAAAGCAUUAUCAUUCCAAUCAGAUUCUCAAUUGAAAAGAAAGACUUUACAAAGAAGAAUGACCAAAAAUAAGAUUUAUUUUAUUCAAAAUUUACUCAUUGAUCUACUUCGAGAAAAAGGACUAUUCUUUGAAUCAAAACUUGCUAAAAUUACUUCUAAAACAAUCAGAUUAGAAAGAAUCAAUAGAGUGUUUUAUAAAAAUAAAUUAUUACUUAAUUGUAAACAAAUCCAUCAAUUAGGAAACAAAAUUAAUAAUUAUUUACUUUCUCUAGUUGAAACAAAAAGGGGCUUCUUUAUUAAACAAGGUGAUGAAACACUUCAUCAGUUUUGGGAAGAAGAAAUAAAAGAGAAGUAUAUUCUUGAAUAA